GACAGCAUUCGGUUGGUGUCUAUUUAACGCUAUUAAAAAGUAAGAUCAUAAACAGUUUCCAUGGCGACGAUGAUGAGUAUUGUUUAUAAAUUAAAAUUGUAUAAAUAAUGAACGCGCAUGCACAAAAUUUAAUAACUUUCAGUGUUGUUGUCAGUCGGUGUCCGCAGCUGUCCGUAUACACAGUGCCGAAAAGUGACAUAACAUAGGAAGAGACUGCAGCAGCUUGUGGUGAGCGCAAAAAGGGGGAAAAGUGCUGCAAUUUACCAAAACCAAAAAAGAAUACCAUGCUCACAUAGUCCUGAUCGAUUGCCAAAAGGACACAGAGCAUCCACCAUCUAACAUCUCGAUGGUGUUCAGUUAAUAUUCAUCGACAACGAAGCAACCAAGAACGUCGUCACCAUCACAAUCACAGUCAGAUUUUGUAAAUCAUGUCGAAGGGUAUGUUGAAUCUGAGGCAAAGGAAACACGAGAAGGCCUACCAGGAGAACCUAAAUGGCAACAGCCAGAAAGAAAAGUAUAAAACGUAUUCCCCGCUGCAGGCCAGCCAUUUUUUCUCGCUGUUGGGAUUAAUAAUAAUUGUGUUUGCCGCUGUGAUCGUCAUUGAAAAGCAGUUGCCCAUCGGUUUAAAAAUAGAGAACGAGCAUCGUCAUCCGAACAGGUUCAUCGCCGAGAGGUCCUACAAUUAUUUGAAGAAGAUCACAUCUCUUGGGCCAAGAAUCGCUGGCAGCCAUGCGAACGAGGUGCUUGCUGUCAAUCUCCUCAGAGAUGAGAUCGAAGGAAUCAUGAAGGAGGCUCAACCGAACAACGUGUUAGAGCUAGACGUGCAGAAAGUCAGCGGGGAUUUCGCUUUGAAAUUUCUGGAUGGAAUGACUAAUGUUUAUAGGAAUCUUCAGAAUGUCGUUGUUAAAGUCGGAUCGCAUAUAAGAUCGAAUCACAGUUUGCUGAUUAAUUGCCAUUACGAUACUGUUGUCGACAGUCCAGGUGCCAGCGAUGAUGGUGCAGGUUGCGCUGUGAUGUUAGAAAUGCUUAGAGUGAUUUCGAAAUCUGACAAGAUUCUGCGACACAACAUAAUCUUCCUUUUUAACGGAGGCGAAGAAAAUUUUUUACCAGCUUCGCAUGGCUUCAUAACGCAACACAAAUGGGCCAAGGAGGUGAGGGUGUUCAUUAAUUUAGAGGCGUGCGGAGCCGGUGGACGGGAAGUUCUAUUCCAGGCCGGUCCACAUCACCCUUGGAUCUUAGAAACAUACUCGGAAGAAGUGCCUUAUCCUUACGCAUCGUCGCUAGCGCAAGAAAUUUUUCAAAGUGGUGUCAUACCAGGUGAUACAGAUUACAGAAUUUUUAGAGACUUUGGUAAUAUAUCAGGAUUAGAUUUUGCUUGGUCUUCUAAUGGAUAUGUGUAUCAUACGAAAUAUGAUACUAUCGAGCAAAUACCUUUAGGAUCCCUCCAAAGGACGGGUGAUAAUAUCCUGGCAUUGGCCAGGGGGAUGGCGCAAGGUCAUCAGUUAUCGGACAUUGAUAGCCACAGGAACGGGAAUCUGGUGUUCUUUGAUUUUCUUGGCGCGUUUGUUAUCCGAUGGCCUAUGCUUGUAUCCGAUCUCGUGAACAUUUUGACUGUGAUACUAUCAAUCUACUCCAUUUAUACAAAUAUUAGAGAAACUAGCAAUGUCAUUGCUGCAAAGACAUACGUUUCGAAGCUGUGGAAGAACAUAGGUGCUGUGAUUGUUACUUGGCUGAUAGCUGUUGGAGUUUCAUUGGCCAUUGCUUUGUUAUUAAAUGCUUUAGGGAGGACUAUGAGCUGGUACGCUCGACCUCUUUGGGCUUUCUUUCUAUAUGUGAUACCUUCGUUGCUAGUCACAAUGGCAUUAUUAAUAAUGCACGCUAAAAAAUACCAUAAGGAUCUAGACGUGUGGCCUUGGGUGAUGUUUCAAUUAUAUUACGAUGCAUAUCAAUUAAUCUGGACUAUCGUACUUGCAAUUGGAAUCAUGGUGAGAGUUCGUUCCAGUUUUAUUGCUCUCUUGUGGGUAAUUUUUCCUUGCAUUGGGAAUUUAGUGAGAUCUAAACUAUUCAGGACAUGGAGAGAUGGACGAUGGCUAUUGCUACACAUAGCAGCAUUGGGAUUGCCCUUUGUGCAAUGUUUUUACUUAAUAAUAGGCGCUCUGUAUCUCUUCUUCCCAAUAAUGGGACGUGCCGGCGCUGGGAAUAAUUCGGAAUUGCUUAUAGCAGGCAUGGUUAGCUAUCUCUUCGUGUUGCUGUUCAGCUUUGCAAGUCCGAUAAUACUGCUCGUAAAAGACACAUACAGAAUACUGAAUUUAUUGUUCAGCUUAUUCCUUCUGUCUGUUGCUGUUUUACUGCUAACUCCACUGGGAUUCCCUUACGCCGGUGAAAAUGGAUCUUUGGCCCCUCAGAGGUUCAUGCUGACACAUACAAAACGUACCUUCCAUGAUUACUCUGGGGCUAUUGUGAAUGAAUCGACCGGUUAUUGGAUCAUCGAUAUGGACAUUAAUAGUCCUCACACAGUAGACAGAUACGUUCCGGAUAUGACGAAUGCAAUUCCUAUUGAUCAAGAUUGUGCUGAUCAUUUGUAUUGUGGAUUACCAUAUUUAGUGCCUGUAUUAAGCAUGAUCUGGAAGACUCAUUGGGUGCCUGGGCCUAAACCGGAACUGACUCAUCCAAUUAAUAUGAAGAUAGUGAGUAGGGAGAAGACUGCUAUCGGAGAAAAGCUGGAGUUUGUGAUAGAAGGUCCAUCGCAUAUUGGAGUCAUGUUCUCUUCCGCGAAAGGCGUUGAAUUGCAUGGGUGGGACUUGGAGAGCGAACCCCUUCUAGUUUCUAAUCCAUGGCAGGAUAGAGAUACCUAUUUCCUGUUUUACAAUUGUGGCGAGAAAAUCGUUCCUUUCAAUUUCACCCUGGAAUUUAAAGUUAAGAAAAAUCACGAUGGUCCCAUUCUGGACUUGGCAGUGACGUCUCAUUACUUAUUUGGACCAUCAAAGAGCACAUCGUCUUUUAAGAAUUUCGUGAAACAAUUCCCUCCGUGGACGGCCGUCUCUUAUUGGACUGCAACAUAUGAGUCAUGGAUUCUUUAAACAUAUUUAAUAUUCCGUAUGGAAAGCCCUCCAUGAGCUAUUAACGUAUCCCAUUGUUAUCCUUUAUUUCUCCCGCGUAGUUACGUAAGUGGUACGUAUGUCAAUAUUACACGUGAGCAAAUAAUUAGUAUGUCAGCUCUAAUUCGUGGUUCAUUUUGAGCAUCUGUAGUUUCACUCCUCUGUUAUAACAUGAAUAAUUUCGCUGGCAUUUAUUAAAGUUAUUAACACGAUUUCAAUGGACUGUUACCAUCAGCCGAUCGUCAACAUUUACAUAAGUCAUACAUACACAUGUUAGAUAAGUCGGCGUUCCUACCAACUUAUUACUAAUUUCGCCGCGUCCAACUCUUAUUUCCGUAGCCUAGUUUCAAGUCUAUAAAAAAGUCAAAGUUUUGAAAUUGCUGUAAUUAAUUAAUUGAUACACGUAAACGGAAAACGAGGAAGUUUUUUUUUGCUCAAUAUAUAAUAUAGUUUUGCUAGUACAAAGUUCAAUCUUUUAGUGUUUAAUGAAUUUAUU
Messenger RNA from Nicrophorus vespilloides, 3594 nucleotides. Its product is annotated as endoplasmic reticulum metallopeptidase 1-like. The record is from RefSeq and is a predicted model, not a curated record. The transcript has 10 exons. Gene Ontology annotation, molecular function: metalloexopeptidase activity. Bases 429 to 3080 code for a protein of 883 amino acids. NCBI's taxonomy places the organism in Eukaryota, Metazoa, Arthropoda, Insecta, Coleoptera, Silphidae. Gene Ontology annotation, biological process: proteolysis.